UCGCGAUGAGCGCGCCGGAGCCGGGCGUGCUGCUGGCGCUGCAGGGCCACACGCAGAACUGCGACAAGUGGCCCGGCCCGCGCGCCUGCAAGAUAUACGUCGCCUCUGUCUACAAUGGUACACUACACUAUAGUACAGUACACACUAGCGGCGGUUAGAGCGUCGCGAUGAGCGCGCCGGAGCCGGUCGUGCUGCUGGCGCUGCAGGGCCACACGCAGAACUGCGACAAGUGGCCCGGCCCGCGCGCCUGCAAGAUAUACGUCGCCUCUGUCUACAAUGACUUUCGCGAAGAGAGACGUCAGAUCCUGGAGAUGGUGGGCCCGGAACUGCAAGCAACAUACGACGAUCGGUACAUCGAGAUCGAGUUCCUGGACAUGCACUAUGGCACGGACGGCGGCGAUGAGUCGAGUCCCGCGCUGCUGCGGCAUUUACUCGACGAGAUCCGGUGUUGCAACGACACCUCCAAGGCUGGCUACUUCCUCUGUCUCAUCGGUGGCGACGCAUCAUCCUACCAGCCAGUGCUCCCGUUCACGAUCAAAGAGGACACGUUCGAGACGCUAGUGAAACCUGGGUCUCCCCAGGCGGCCCUAGUGCAGGCGUGCUACAGACUCCACUCCGACGGACUUUAUCAUCUAGAAGGAGAUGACAAAUGGUACAGCAACUUAGUGGAUCGAGAAGAGCAGCGUGGCCGCCUGGCGGAGGUACAGAAAGCGUUCAACUCGCUAGCGCUCGAGGCGCACACUGGCGGCGCUGACGUCACGGACCUUCUGCGGAGUCCUGUCGAGAUACAAUGCGAAUUAGCUUUAGAUCUGCUAUCAACCGGCAAGCAUCCUAAAGGCGUCAUAGCUGUCUUCAGAGACUGCCAGGCGCUCGAGGCAGAUGACUCGAAGAUCGCAGUCCUGGCGCACUCUAGGUUAAAAUCACUGAAGAGAAAAUUAGAAGACACUUUACCUGAAAAUCAUAUCAUUAGGCUUGAGUCGUCAUCAGCUGAGUCGUCCCGGACGGACGCUGCGUCCGAAAACGAGGAGAGACUGGCGCCGUUCCGGGAGGCGGUGCAAGCGUGCGUCAGCGCACUGCUCGACGACAGCCUGAGCACUGAACCCGAUCAGGGCAAGGGAAGGAAAAAGACUGUCCAGGAAGUUUUCUUGGAGCACAUCACUCAUCUUAGAAUAUGUAUAGAACAUAGGCGUCAGUAUAAGGUAAAUGUUAAGCAAAUCGAGGAUGCAGCGAAGAGUAUACUAAGCAACGCAAAAGAAAACUACGAAAACCGGACGCGACACCCUCCCGUCUUAAUUUAUGGACCGGACGCUUCUGGAAAAAGUACUUUAUUGACACAUUUGUAUUACAAAUGUGAGGAAGUUUUCCCCAAGCCUGUUCUAAGGAUAAUAAGGUUUUCGGCUUCCACCCCGAGAUCGGCCUACAAUUUGGAACUUUUGCGAGUUAUGUGCCAACAAAUAUCUAUCAUCUUGAACAUUCCGGAAGGCUACUUGCCAAAAGACGCCAGUUUCGAUCCUUUGUAUAUUAAUAAUUGGUUUCAAAGUUUAUUGAGGAGAUGCGAGGACAUGGAGAAUGAGAUUUUGCUUAUAUUUAUCGAUAACGUGCAUAGAGUGAAUCCGCUGGAGUGCGACAUAGUGACAGGGUUGUCAUGGUUACCGAUGUCUUUGCCUCGGAACGUGUUCCUGGUGUGCACGAGCGCAGUUCCACUCGAGCAGCUGCAGCUGACUCCUGCGCAGAAGGAGAAGUUCAAGGUGCAGCAAUGCUACCAUCUCCUCGACGCUAUAGCUGAGACAUCAGAGAAUAACAGCUACGGAGAUUACAUAGACAGUGCCUUUGAUAAAUUAGAAGCCGUCUUCGGAUCUAAAGCCUUUAGUAAAUUAGCAGGUUAUAUAACUUGUUCGGAGUUCGGCCUCACGGAGCUCGAGUUGCUGGAACUUCUCAUGCCUACGAGCAACAGCGACGCGGUCAUAACUCUGAAGGAUGCCAACUUUAACUUUUCUACUUUAUGUGUCGCCAAAUAUAUGAUGAAACCUCUAAUAGCAGAGAACGUAGUGUCGGGCCGAAGCACGUGGCGCUGGCGGGCCGCGGCGGCCGGGGCGCGCGCGCGCAGGCGUUACGUGCGCGUGCAAAGCGCGCUCAGAGAUGCACACUCUGAUCUGGCUGCACUACACUUUGCCAACUUCCUGCAGGACCCUGAUGAUACGGAUACUUCGGAAACACAGGAGCCUGGUUGCGCAGACGACGACGACGCACUACUAGACUCGACGCCAUUUCACUCGGGCAGUCGGACAGCGGCGGCGUUCACACAGCGCCAUGUCGAGGAAUCUUGGCUACACCUACUUCUUGCCGGCGAUUUCUCAAAGCUGAAGGACCUCACUGUCUGCAACUUCGACUUUUUGCUGGCAGCGGUACAAACGGUGACGGUGUCCUAUCUCCGAUGCAUUCUGGAACACGUCCGCUGCUACAUCCUUGACCGUGACGUGGAACUUGUCUACGGCGCGGUCAAGAAGUCGAGCGAUAUCCUUACUCGCGACCCCAUGCAGUUAGGAGCCCAGAUCAUAGCAUGGCUCCGACCGGCGGUGGCGCGGCGCGGCGUGCUAGCGACACUCGUCACGGCUGCGAUGGCGUGGUGCGACGGCUAUGACAAGCCGCUACUUGUCCCACUCAACGGAUGGCUCCAACCGCCGAUUGCGUCAACGGUGCGGGUGGUAUCCGUGGGGGCGACUAGCCCCGGCACGGGGGCCCGUCUGCUGCAACUGGCACCGUCGGGGCAGCAUCUGGUGCUGGCGCCCGCCGCCGGUGACCCGCAGCUCUGGCAUGUCAUGUCCAACUCGAAAGUGCACACUUUUAAAGGUCACUCGGGCCGGAUCCUUUGCAUGUGUGUCACGAGGGAGUCGCAAUACCUGCUGACGGGGUCUGAAGAUACCAGCGUUAUCGUGUGGGAUCUUCACACGUUGGCGGUCAAGGCUAAGAUGACGGAACAUAUCGCACCUGUACUGUGCGUGGCGGCUGUCGUGAAUCGCUCGCUGGUAAUCAGCGGAGGGGAGGACUCGGCUGUCAUCGUUGCUUCGCUGGUUGAUGGCUCACUCGUAACAAAACUGGACCACCACCGGGGCUCCGUGACCGGCGUGAAAGUCCUCCAAGACGGUGAGAUCGUGGUCACGUGCUCCCAAGAUGGGACAGUCUGCACGUGGAACGUGGAUAACUUCACGCUGCUCAGCACAGUGACGGCUGGCAUGCCAGUUCACGGGAUGGAGAUCACUGAUGACAACGUGUUCCUGGUUACUCUGCAGGGAGAGAACGAGCUACAUGUUCGAACAUUCAUCACUGGGACGUACCUGCAUAUGCUAAAGAGGCCUAAGACUAAGUUAAAAUGUUUCUGCGUGGCCCACGACUCGUCGCGCGCCGCAGUGGGAUGCUCGGACCAACGCAUAUACGUGUACAGUUUACACACGGCGCAGCUCCUGCGCACCAUCGCCGUGGCCCACGAUCUGUCGGCGCUGGCCGUGGCGGACAGAGACCACUUCUUAUUGGCUGCCGGAGGGAACAGAGUGACGAUAUACUCGUUUCAUACAGAAGAUAAUUUAACAAAUUUCCGCCCGACGAAACAGCUAAAAAGACGACAGACGAAGUCAAAAACCAACAUCAGCUUAUUACAAGCCGAGCAAAGCGAGUUGAUCCCAAUCAGCUGCCUCGAAGUCUCCCGAGACGGUCAGCUGGCAGCCAGCGGGUGCGCACGGGGACUUGUGCGGGUCUGGCAGCUGUCCACUCAUCGGCUGCAGGCCACGCUCAACGGCCAUAUGGGCCACGUGACAUGUGUCACGUUCUCGCCUAACAACCUGCUGGUGUUGAGUGGGUCCGAAGACAGAACGGUCGUCGUUUGGCAGUUGGCUGAUAACUCCCCCACGCUAACGUAUAAGGGUCACUCAGCCGCCCUGCAAUCAUUACUGAUGAUGUCUGACAACCGUCGCGCGAUGUCGGGCGACCGGGCGCGAAACGUGCACGUCUGGCUAGUAGACUCCGGCAUUGUGCUACAUUCCACCACCGGCCCGUCAGCUAGUCUUGAAGUCACUCUUAACAUGAAGUUUGCUGUGCUGUCAGAUGGCGAUAACUCAGUCCGCAUCUGGGCGCUGACGGGAGGCGACGGCGGCGAAGAGCAUCGCACGGUCUCGCACGCUGAGCGCGUAACCUGUUUCGCUGUUACUGCCGACUUGCAGCACGUCGUCACCGGUUCGAUGGAUAUGUCGCUGAAAGUGUGGAAGCUGGAUGGUGGGAAACUGUCACAGGUCCUAGUUGGUCACUCGGACAUCGUAACCUGCGUAGCAGUCGCCAUCACGAACAAGACGCAAGUCGUGUCCGGCUCGUGGGACUGCAAUCUCAUCGUGUGGGACAUGAACACGGGCGCCGACCUGCAUCUGCUGUCCGGACAUUUGGGCAAGGUCACGUCUGUCAAGGUCACAGGGGAUGGCUCCAUUGCUGUGUCAAGUGCUGAAGACAAAACGUUGAUAAUCUGGGAGACAAAGCGCGGGCUGGCUCUGACGUCCCUCGCCCUGCACGUACCCGUUCUUGGACUGCAGAUCACAAGCGACUGCUCACGCAUCGUCAUACACCUUCUGGACAGAGGUUGUCUCCCAAUUAUUUGUCUACACAACACACCGGCAACAUACGUGAAGAUCCCAACCUAUGCAGCCCCGACGAAGAAUGCUGAUGAGUUAAGGCCAUUGGCUCCGAAGCGGCCGAUGAGAAGACUGCUCAAGAAAGAGGUGUCCUUAGACACGUACACUUGGCAGAAGAAGUACGGCCACCUCACGUCGGCAGCCAUGAUGGCGCAGGUCGACGAGCGACUCAAACGAAGGUUUUCCGUAUCCGCUUCCAUGGAGGAAAUCUCAAAAAUACAAGAAGCGAAAAACAAAGACUUGGGCUCACAGGUGAGCCUGGGGCCUGAGGAAGCGGCGAUUGCACAGUCGCAGCACUUCGAUCAACUCGAGGCACUGUGGAACAAGGUCUCGCCCCCGCGACGACGCUCGAACAAGUCACUAUCAAAACAGAGCUCUCUGAUAGAGAGGUUAGACUCUUCCGACGAAGAACACACGCCUGUCGAAGAACAAGUUAGUUUCCGGAAAGCCACAAACUAACCAGAGCCUAUUCCCACAGAGCACAUGGUGGAAUGAAGAAGAUGCACAGAUUUAUACCUUCUAGUCAACUUUAGCACAAGUCACUUUACGUUACCAUUCAUGUUAAUUUUAGAGGUCGAUUUAUGAGAGCUGGCGUGAACGGAAUGAACAAAGCUUUGAUAUAGCCGUAUCAUGGUCGUGUUUUUGUCACUUGUUAUAUCAUGCGUCACUUUCGCACUUACAUACCUACUAGUUAGAACGUGACAGACAUGGUGACAAUUGAUAGCCAACCGGCCAGGUAUACAAUCGUAACAGUCAAGUGCUACCGUUUUAUUAGUGUUUCUACUCACGAAUAAAUAUUUAAAACCCUACAUAAAAGUUUAUUCCCCAAAGCCAGCCCCCGCCGGCUUCCCGCGCAUGCGCGAAGUAAUGAAAAAAUUGAAAACGCAUUGUUUGGCUCUGUAACCAUGGCAACGUAUUGUUAUAACGUUACUGCGCGCGUGCGCUCCCGCCGGCGUAGGAUGGCUUUGGGCAGCUGGCUCGAACUCUGGCAGUGCAAACCUUCGCGUAGUGUGAAUUUCAUGAUUUUUUUUCUAGAAAACUAUUAAAAACUAAGUGCAUCGUCGUAGAAAAAGUAUUGUAUGUCGGUUAUUAUUUGAGUCAAAAAAAUACUCAUGGCGUCUUUAUUAACAAUUUUCAUCUUCGCCUCAAAUUGUUACCCACGCCACUCACCUUUUUUGACCUCUGUUAAACGCCAGUUGCAUAAAAUACUAUAAUCUGUCACAAACAUGCAUAUUUUCAUUCACUCGUUCGUUCCAUUUGUGCCACCUGUCGUGAAUCGACCUCUACCAAUCGGCUAAGGUGGUUCGCUUUUCAAUUUUCAUGAUACUACGUACCUAUUAUUAAGUCAUUUGUGGCAUUACACGCCAUUACUAGGUACAAAAUUAUGUUCACGUCUACCUAUUUUCGAGUAUUUUAUUUGAAGAAAAUUAAUAAAGAUACUUUUUAUAUACAAAAAUCAUGCAGAGCAGUUUUUUUUAUAACACAAUAACUACAAAAGGUUUUUAUUUUAUUUUUGCAUAGUAAUUGUAAAGUGUUUUUAUUAAUUUAACUCAAACCAAUUAGAAAGUAAAUAGUCGCACAUAGUUGUUUUCUUUUUUUAUGAAAGUGUACCACCUUAAAAUCAUUUUAGUUGCUUAUUUAAUAGAGCUGGUCUCUUAUUACAAAAAAUAUUGUGUGUUAGGUACAUACUUUAAGAAAAUCAUUGUUUUUACAUCAUGUGGUGAGUUAAUUGUAAGUUUAUUUAUUAGACUCAUAGUCUGUACCUACUCUUAGGUAUUUAAAAGAACGUAAUCAAAUAAUUUGUAAAUUUUCGGGUAGUUACAAAAAGGCCAGGUCAGAAGUACCUACUCGAAACCGACGAGCGUGUAUGAGAAACAUUAUGAAAGUGUGUGAAGUGAAAGUGGUUUUUCAGGAUCGUAGUAAAUGGAAAUCCGUGAUCUCUGCCUACCCCUCUGGGAAACAGGCCUGAUUGUAUGUAUGUAUUACAACAUUUUUCGCUUCACCAACCAAAUAUAAAAACCAAGCUGAUAGUCACUGAGUGACCUGUCUUUAACUUUCUUAUUUGGUCGUUUAAUGCUGUAAAUUUACCUUCAACCUUUUGCCUUUCAACCUUCCAACCAACCUUUAGAGCAUUUUGUGGGUAGAUUUUGUUUACAUUUUUUUCGAAUGCCUAAAAAUACAGACUAUAACUAUUUAGGAUCCUUUUUGAAAUGAUUUAUUAAACAUAGCUAAGUACCUAUUUAGUACGUAGAACUCCUGCCUCUUGCAAUGUGAUCUUCUAGAUGUAGCUUCUAUUAUUUCUGGACCAGUUUCUAUUGUACAUCGAAUUUUAACAUACGUAUGUAAUUUUACUGCUACGUCUAUCUUAUAUAACACUAAUACCAAAGAGAGUGAGAAGAGCAUAUGAUCAUUAAGUAUUUGUUUAUGAAUAUCAUACCAAUUGGAACCCCAGGCCACUGUAGAACUAUGUCAUAGUGACGUUAUAAAUCAGAUUGUAAGAAAUUUCUUACUGCUUGUGUUUUUGACAUGGUUGUAGAGUGGCUUAGGGUUCCAAUUGGUUGACUGUACAUUACGAUACAAAUGCAGAAAAGAGGAAAUUCGAACUCAGUUUGAAUAAAGUAAAACGUGACUGAAGGAAGUGUUUUAAAUCGACACGCAUUACGAAUUCCCUUUUUGUAUGUAUAUCGUAUGACGUUUUAGAGUGCAUAUUACGGCUUUUCGAUGUUUAGACAUAAAGCACAUAAAGCACUAGUGCGAUAUAUUAGAACCAUAAUAUGCACUUUAAUGAUUUGAAAAAAUGCUACGAUUAUAUUAUCAGAUGAACAUUGCGGAAAUCAUACCAAUUUUCAACAUUCAGUUUUAUUUUCCUAGGAUGAUAAACAACGUGUUACACCAACCACUGAAAACCUCAGACACCCCAACAGAUUUUUAUUAUUUAGAGUUAGUCUAGAAUAUUUAUUCUUAAAUCGGCCUAUUAUUUCCAAAGAUAUUGCUGUUUCUUUUAUUUUCGUAAGUCUAGUUGAUUAGUAACUCUACGUUCGUUGAUUACGUAUGCGUGCCGUGUUAGUGUAUCAUCGUGGUCCAAACAGAUUACUGGCAAUUCGUAAUCCUUAUUGCAAAGGCAUAAGGCUUUAGGUAUCUUAUCAAUUGUCAGUCAUACAAACUGGGUUUAGAACAAAAGUCGAUAAGGCGAUAGUUUGUUACAAAUUGUAAGAAAAACAGCCCUUAUUGCCUGAAAUACGGUAGUGACAUUGGCAACUGACAUUCGCUUUGUAGUAACAGGGACUGACCUGUCGUAUUUUCGCCAUGAUAAAUUGAACCUUAUCACUGAGCCUGAAGAGCGAAAUUUUAAAAAUUCAAUCUUUAAUAAAAAGAACAGCCAGUAUUAAAACAUUACCAAGUAUGCAAUCCUCUAUCAGAGAUACUGUAGUAACUUUUGCUUUUGUAACUUUUAGACCUGGCACGCAAAAAAUGAAAACUAAAUACAAAAAAUAACCUGCAUUAAAAUAUAGCGUAAUCGAUUCUACUCUUGAUUCUGAACAAACUGUUUUCUGGUUUUCAGUGCAUGGUGUAACACGUUGUAUACUAUAGUAACUCUCACUAUGAGAAUUAAGCGAAAAUCCCAAUAUUUAGGUACGAGUAAAUUUCCAUUGUUUUGUUAAGAUAAUACUUAUAAAAUCCAAACCUUGAUUAGAAACUGGUCCUCAUUAAGAUAAACGUAACUUAAAAUUAAUAUAAUUAAAUAAAUUAAAAUCGAGCGCAGUGUGUUGCGCUUCGUGUCUUGUAAGAGUAGAAUUCAUUUCACGUUGUGAUAUUUUUUGUUGUUAAUGUAAAACGUAAAUAAUAUAUCAAUUUAGUCGUGUAGAAAUAACUUAUUUAACGUUUAGAAAAAACUGUAAUACCUACCAGUUCUUUUCACGUUUUAAAAGCAAUUGAUUUAGUUAACAAAAAAUUUAAGACCUAUUAAGAUAGCAUUGUUGGUUACUGAUUCCUUUUACACUAAACCUACACAGUACACAUACAUACUCAAAGUCAUAAUUUUAAGACUUAUUAUUGUUGUAAUUAAAAAGUAGCUUGUUAGAAUAAAAAUUGUACCCUUCAAUUAAACGAUCCUUGAUCGAAGGAAAUUAUAGCAAUAUAAAUCUGUGAAUAAUUGAUUACAUUUUAUAUAAUUGUCAAUUCCAUCUAAAAAAAAACACAAAAUGUAUGCAGGUUAAAUUAUUUGGCAAGCCCCAAUCGUCACUGCCAUAAUUUCCUUGGUCAAAGUAGAACUAGUGUUUUCCAAGCUGUGAUCCCUUAUAAAGACUUCUACAUAAGUACACAUUAUAUUCAACAUACAAUAGAUAUAUUUAAAGUGUAUGAAAUUAAAUGUAAGAAAAUAAUCACUUAUCUGAAGCGCUGAAAGCUAGUCUGGUUUACUCGUUCCUCAGAAUUUUUAACACGCGAUUGCAGCUAUAGUGUCUGUGUGACUACACCUUUUGGAAAUAGCAAGUAGUACACUAAAUAGAAACACCGGCAAGUAAACCUAGGGUUUGAGAUGUUAGUGCUAGAAAUUCAAGGGAAAUUUAUAUUUCCGUCAUCACUACUUACUUACUCAGUGACAUAAGGCGCAAACGAAAAAAAUAAACUUAAGACUUACAUACUUAUUUAAAAAAAAAAUGUUUUCCUUUACGUCAAAGAUAAAAGGAAACUAGGAUGAACUUGGUCAAAAUAUUUUUAUGACGCCUUAUAUACUACAUUAUGCGAGGUAACUUGUUCUAGGUCGCUCUAUAAACUUAGACCAGAUUAAGGCCAGAAUGCAUAAAAAUUCAACGCAGGGAUUUUACAACGGGCGCUCAUAACUUUCAGAUCAUUUAAUUUGCUUGCGACAACACUGAGCUGGCUGAAUUUUAAAUAUAUCUAGCAAAUGGUCUGAACAUUGUAAUCUGUGACUGUCGUACCUAUUCGAACAACGCUUUCAAGAUGUGAGUAAGAUACGAUAUGCGAUAUGAUAUCUAUCGAUCAGUGUCAAAAGUGACGAUUCUUCAAAUAAUGAAAACAUCUACACUAAUAAUACAUAUCCGAUCCAUAUCGUAUCUAAUCCAAUAUUCAGAGUAUAUUAAAAUUCGAAUCGGGCCGCAUGUCAGACGAACGUUGAGUACCUACCGAUAGUUUGUUAGAGUACAGAUUUGUGUCAGCUCCUAGUGCUUUAUUUCUGCAAUUUCAAAAACCUGGCUGGAAAUAAACAAAGCUUGGCACCAGGAUAUUCUAAUAUAAUAAUUAUUGAUACUGUCAACAAAUAUAAAUGAAAAUGACUAUGUAGUUGUUUAUUCAGUAAUAAUCAGGCCCAACCUAAACUUGUAACUAAUGUACCUACUACUAUAACUUGUGACAAAUCUUUUGCAGUGAAUCUUUACAUUAGAAUAAAUUAAUAAUAAACUUAGUUGCAUUUACAUAAAUGUGUAGUGGUUGAUAGUAUUUCUACAUUUAAUUAGAAAAUGCAAUAAUAUCUUAUAAGUAGUUGCACUUAUUUGUAGGAACAAAAAUUUGACUUUCUACUUUAAGAACUGAAUUCUUCAUAAAUGUGAGUGUGCGCGGGAAAACGUCCCACUUUGUCGAUUGCUAUAAAGCCGCUUUGUCAGUUUAUUCAUAUAAAGAUACAAGCAAAUCUCGCCUUAAUGGUAACCGACAAAGUGGGACGUUUUACUAAAUAUACUCACAAAUGUGCAAAUAAAUAGGAAAUAAAAUUGCUGAUGCACGAUAAUUUUGUUUAAUUGAAAUAAAUAUCGAAAACCUGAUGUAUCUACCAUAUUUGUGCAUUUACCUACAUAGAAUGGUAAUGUAAUAAAUAAUUAUAUUAUGUUUUUUAUCCAAUCAAGUAAACCAUACCAAUGUGAAAAUCGACGGCAAAGUGGCAGCGGUAACUUUUAGCAAGAUGUUUUUAUCUGCAACAAUAAUCUCUUAUGUGCCCUACUCAGUAAUAUAAUAAAUAUAAAGAUCGUUGGGCACUGUCACCUUGUUGACUAUUUGUAUGUAAAAUUUUAUAUAUUUAUUGUUUCGUAUUCCUCCUAUAUAAACUUUAUUUUUGACCUGUCGUGGUGUUAUAUCUGAAAAUAUAUUCUCUGUGUUUCUAAAA
Leguminivora glycinivorella is the source of this 10788-nucleotide messenger RNA. RefSeq names its product protein qui-1. The record is from RefSeq and is a predicted model, not a curated record. Bases 168 to 5132 code for a protein of 1654 amino acids. NCBI's taxonomy places the organism in Eukaryota, Metazoa, Arthropoda, Insecta, Lepidoptera, Tortricidae. The transcript is spliced from 30 exons. Gene Ontology annotation, molecular function: protein binding.